AUGCCGCUCACCAUCAUCGGCCUCGUGACUGCCAUCUACCUGACCAGCAGAGUCAUGUCCUUUGUAAGGCUUUAUGUCUGCCCGUCGAGAAUCGGACGCUACUUGCACUGCGCUGUCAACGAAACAAGAUCACACGAAGCGACCGUGGGCACUGGCCAACACGGUCGCCAGCUAACCGCCGAGCUGGCUGCGGUUGAGGCCGAGUCGCGACGCGAGUUCCCAGCCCGCGAGUUCUGCCUCCUCUCUAAAAGUGCCGUGCGCCACCAUCCGAGGGCGCCGUCGAUUUCGGUUCCAUCGCCGCCUAUGUCCGCGAUCCGCCCCUGA
Molecule: messenger RNA, 324 nt
Organism: Pyricularia pennisetigena
Lineage: Eukaryota; Fungi; Ascomycota; Sordariomycetes; Magnaporthales; Pyriculariaceae
Exons: 1
Coding region: 1-324 (107 amino acids)
Source: RefSeq, a predicted model, not a curated record